AUGGAGGAAGAAAGCACUUCAGCGGAAUCCAACACUGCGAACGAACGCAUAAGGCUGAACGUGGGCGGAAAGCACUUCGAGACAACGCUUUCCACGCUUCGCUCCGGCGGCCCCGACUCGCUCCUCUACGCCCUCUCGAACCGGCCCUCGGCCGACCCCAACCCGGUUUUCAUCGACCGCGACCCGGAGGUCUUCUCGGUCCUCCUCUCGCUCCUCCGCACCGCUCACCUUCCCUCCACCGCCCGCCGAUUCUCCAGACAAGAGCUCGCCGACGAGGCCCUAUUCUACGGCAUCGACGCGCACCUCCGCGCCGCCACCGCUCCGCCGCCAUUUUUAGGCAUCGACGCCGCCCUCGCCACCUCAAUCCGCCCCGCCUCCGAGGGCCUCCCUUCCUCCUUCGCCGCCUCUGAUUCUGGCGCCGUCUGGAUCGCCCAUGGUGGCCAGAUCUCUGGCUACGACUCAUCCCUCAUCCACGCCGGCACCGUCCGCACACACCUCGACGAAAUUGACUCUAUCUGCCGCGUCUGGCCCGAGAUCGCCGCGGUCGGGUCCAAGUCGGACGCCGGCCUCCACUUCUACAACUUCUCCGGUAGCCGGCACAUCGGCUCGGUCCAGUGGACCGAUCCUCUCGAUCCCCGAAUCUUCAAGGCGCGCGUGAGCGCGAUAACCGCUUCGGAGAAUUCCGUUUUCGCUUCGUUCGAUUGUCCUCACAGAGAGAAUUGUAUCCUCGAAGUGGAUAAGUCGAACCUUCGGAUUGUGAAUGAGUUUGCUAGGCAAUCGGGGAACCAGGCGAAGAACAUGGUUCCCGCGAAGUUGACGUGGAUUCCGGCAACCGGAGUUCUCGUCGGAAGCGCGGUCGCCGGUGGUGCUUUUGGUUUCUCCGGUUAUGUUCGAUUGUGGGACCCAAGGUUCGGGGAGGUUGUUUGGGAGACAAACGAGCCCGGUGGUUCGGGACGGAGCAGCAGGUUCGGCGAUUCGUUUACUGACGUGGAAGCUGACGUGGAAGGGUUGUUGCUGUUCAAGUUGUGUUCUAAGUCGGGGGAUUUGGCUAUGGCGGAUAUGCGGUUUUUGAAGGAUGAUCCUUGGAUUUAUCUGAAAGAGAAGAACCCUAGUCUGGUGAGUUGCGGUGAAGUGAGUAAUAGUGUGGUGCAUUGUUACAGGGGCCAAGUGUUUGUGGCUAGAGAUGGCGAGUUGGAGGUUUGGUCAAGGGUGGAAGAAAGGGCAAGUGUUGGUGUAAAAAGUGAGAAUGAGUGUGAUGCAGAGGGGUUUUAUAGGAGGAAUUUUGUGGAUAAAAGAGAGGACUCAGAGAGAGGGAUUAUAAAGAAGAUUGAAGGUGGUGGGGAUAGAUUGUUUGUUAGUAGAGAAGAUGUUGAGGGAAUUGAAGUGUGGGAGAGUUCUCCUUCUGCUGUAGCCAUUUCUGUUUUGUGA
Messenger RNA from Sphenostylis stenocarpa, 1428 nucleotides. Lineage: Eukaryota; Viridiplantae; Streptophyta; Magnoliopsida; Fabales; Fabaceae. The record is from the annotation of a GenBank genome assembly.